ACAUAUGUUUUUUGGCACCAGAGGCUUAAUAACCUGCAAUACUUCCGGUGACCACUGGAGUAUACGAGUUUCUGGGGGAAUGUCAAUCCCUGGUCUCAUGUUUAACGCAGACGUUAUCAAGCUAAGCAACGAAGGCGAAGAUAGCAUAUUUGGUUAAAUGGCAACCUUUUUCGGAGAAGUUGUAUCCGUAUACUCGCGGGCUGUGGAGGAGGACGAGGAGGAUGUGGACAAUGAAAACGAAGAGGAUCAGCAAAUCCGAAGAGAGAUUGAACAGAAGAGGGAGGUCCAUGUCAAUUGGUGCCCAGAGGCCACACAGUCAAUAACAAACCCCUCUGACAGAACUGUACAGUGUUCUAAUUUUGUGAUGGCAGUGGGUCCCAAUGCAGCAGGUUUUCUUUCAGCCUACGUUUUGAACUCUGGGAAUUGGGUAGCAGUGGGCUCCGUGAUGCUCUGGAAUGAGAGGAGCAAGGAUUCAAGCCAGCAGCCCAGCUGUGUGAUCUACAGACAAAGUGACUGCCCAAAGGUUUUAAUCUGCCAGUGUACCUGCUAUAUAGCCGAAGACCAAUUAUUCCAGUGGACAGAAAAGGUGUUUGCCUGCAUUCAGCAGAGAGGUCUCAACGUGACGGUUCUCUCAGACUGUUCCAUGGCCGAGUACAAAAGUCCAGACUCCCCGUUCAGCAGCGGAGCCCCCUUCCUGCGCGCCCUGAAGUCCAGUCAGUAUGGGAGCCAGCCAGCCUGCCCCCUGUUGGAGCAGCCCAAUAUUGUAACUGGUCUCGCAGCUGCAGUGCUUAGCCAUUGUCAGGUUCAGAGGAUCCCUGCCAUUCUGUAUCAGUGCUACAGUGAUGUUCUCCUCCCUGACUCUCUCACUAUGGAGACCUACAAACCUGCACUCACUCCCUUGAGCAAGCUGGUCAAGUUGGACACCUGCCAGAGCACUGAGAUCCUCAGGAAGUUGGUACAAUUCAAUGAAGCUCAAAGUAACCUGUACACUUAGGAAUGGAGAAAUGUUGUUUUUUUAAUUCUCUGUAUCCACAUCUUUCUUCCCUUGCUGUAUUUUUUAAAGUAAUGUGUCAAAUUAAAUGUGUCAAUACUUUGCA
Conger conger (European conger) is the source of this 1097-nucleotide messenger RNA. It is a transcript of the gene psmg1, whose product is annotated as proteasome (prosome, macropain) assembly chaperone 1. Gene Ontology annotation, cellular component: endoplasmic reticulum. The transcript has 7 exons. Bases 158 to 994 code for a protein of 278 amino acids. NCBI's taxonomy places the organism in Eukaryota, Metazoa, Chordata, Actinopteri, Anguilliformes, Congridae. Gene Ontology annotation, molecular function: proteasome binding. Gene Ontology annotation, biological process: proteasome core complex assembly. The record is from RefSeq and is a predicted model, not a curated record.